CCACCCUGAAUUCUCCUCUCCUGGGUGCAGGGACUUUGCUCUAGAAGUUGGAGGAGUCAUGUGACCUGUGUCUUCUUGUUGUCACAUGUUGAACUGUCGCCCGCUGAGUGUCCGUACUCAGCGCCCCUCUCCCUGGUCUAUUUCAGUCUGGAGGUGGUGGUCUCACUGCUGGAGGUGGUGGUCUCGCUACUGCAUGAAGAAGUGUCCAUUACCCCGACUGUAAGUCAGAAGGCACGACCAUCAUCAUGUACACCUUCCUGCCUGAGAACAUCACUCCGCUCAAGCAGAAGGUUCCUAAGGAGCAGAAGGCGUUGAUUGGCGCAGUCCUGGUGGGCGUCAUCCUGGUCAUAGGCGCAGUGGUCUCCUGGUGCUACUACUCCAUCUCCCUGCGCAAAGCUGAUCGUCUGAAGACCGAGCUCCUGUACCUGAAGAAAGAUGGGUUCAUCAUACACAACCAACAAGGCAAGGUGGUCUUCAGAAUGGCUUUCCAGUCCGGAAUUCUUGAUUUAGAUUCCUGUGCGAAGUACGGGGAGAUUUUGUCUUGUACUAGAUCGGACAAGGGGCCGUUGAAAUUUUUUGUUCAGACGGUAACCAAGGACAAGGACACGGUCAUGUGUUACCGCGUGCGCUGGGAGGAGUUUGUGGCCGACACGUCCAUCCUGCAUACCAUGUACUGGGAUAACGCAUAUUGGUACGGAGGAUCUGAGAUGCGCACGCAGCACUGGCCCAUCAAGCUAUCCGGAUACAAAGAACCCAAACCUUUUGUGACCAGUGAUGUCUACUCCUUCAGAGACGGUUUUGGUGGAAUCUUAGAAAGCUACUGGCUCUCCUCCAAUGCGACGGCUAUAAAAAUUAACGCAUCUGUCCCUUUCCAUCUGGGGUGGAACAGCACAGAAAAGGUGUUUUUCUUUGAAGCGAGGUAUAAGGAUUCCCCGUAUAAGCCUCCUCCCGGCAAACAGCCCUUUCCGGAGCUGAGCUAUAGAGUGUGCGUCGGAUUAGACGUCACCUCCAUCCACAAGUACAUGGUGAGGAGAUAUUUUAACAAGCCGACCAGGAUCCCUUCGGAAAGUGCCUUCAAAUACCCUAUCUGGUCCACAUGGGCACUGUUCAAGACUGACAUCAACCAGGAGAAACUUCUGAACUUCACCGAGAGCAUCAAGCAAUACCACUUUAAUUACAGUCACAUUGAAAUAGAUGACAUGUACUCCAAAUACUACGGAGACUUUGACUUUGAUCCUGUCAAGUUUCCUGAUGCCCCAGCCAUGUUUAAAAAGUUGAAGGAAGAUGGCUUCAAAGUGACCCUGUGGAUUCACCCGUUCAUUAACUAUAACUCCUCCAACUUCGGCAUUGGCAUAGAGCGAGGCCUUUUUGUGAAGGAACCCAGCGGUCGACUACCAGCCAUGGUACAGUGGUGGAAUGGGAUUGGAGCUAUCCUGGAUUUUACAAAUCCCAGUACUAAAGAGUGGUUCCAAAGCAACCUGAGACUUCUGAGGACAAAGUAUGGAAUUUCAUCAUUUAAGUUUGACGCUGGAGAAACCAGCUACCUUCCUAGUCAGUUCAGCACUUACCAGCCCUUGUCCGAUCCCAACAUUUUCAGCAGGAGGUACACGGAAAUGGCCGACCAGUUUUAUGACCUCGCUGAGCUCCGAGUUGGUUACCAGUCUCAAAACAUAUCAUGUUUCUUUAGAAUCAUUGACCGGGACUCUGAAUGGGGCUAUGAGCUGGGGCUAAAGUCUCUCAUACCCACCGUCCUGACCAUCAGUAUGUUGGGCUACCCCUUCAUCUUGCCGGACAUGAUUGGAGGUAAUGCCUACACCAAUUUCACAAAAGAUAUGAAGGAGCUUUAUAUCCGGUGGCUGGAGCUCUCCGCCUUUAUGCCCUCCAUGCAGUUUUCCAUCCCACCCUGGGUUUUUGAUAAGGAGGUCAUUGAAAUUGCUCAGAAAUUCACCAAAAUCCACGAGUAUUUGGUCGCCCCUCUAUUGCUGGAACUUGCGGGAGAAGUCACCAACACUGGAGAUCCCAUCAUACGCCCAAUUUGGUGGAUUUCUCCGAACGAUGAAGCCGCACAUAAGAUUGAUUCUCAGUUUUUGAUAGGAGACACCUUAAUGGUGGCCCCAGUGCUAGAGCCAGGAAAACUGGAACGUGACGUCUACCUACCUGCCGGCAAAUGGCGUAGCUACAAAGGGGAACUUUUCCAGAGGACACCUAUACUAUUGACGGACUAUCCCGUAGACUUGGAUGAAGUGGCCUAUUUCACCUGGGUGUCUUAAAUGCCGGGUUCCAGCACGGUAACAGUGCAGCAUUUUUGCUUCUCACCAGCAAAUCAUCCAGAAACAUCAAGUAUUAACCCGACUUAUCCUCCGAGAAGACUAACCGGCCACAAUGUCUUCCAAUAUGGCUGCACUUGUGACUUCAUUUCACGUUUGGAAAUCCAUUGCGUGUAGAGCUACAUCUUAUACUCUGGUCAUCUCCCGAGCUGUACUCAAAAUUCUGUCAGUUCCUCUUGGCCGUAGACGGUAGUCUAGCUCCACCCCGUCAGAUAGGUGGCCUAAGAACUCAACUCUGUGUCAUGUGAGCUCCCACAAUGCACUGCCUUCUGAUCACAGGAAACUAGCAGAAUUAAGAGUGCAGCUCUGGGGGAGACCGGAGUAUAUGCCCAAGAUUAAUUGUGUAAGGUUCUGAAGGUGCGCCUCCUUUAUGGACGUUCUGUCUGCACAAGUUAUCUCCCAUCGGGUCGGCUUAGGUUCCUCAGAGGCGGGUCCGUGGUGAUGUAGAGAUUCCGGGCUGAUACUAUGUGCAGUUUAACUCAUGCUAAGAAAGGAAUGAUAGGGCAUAGCCCCUCGCUCCCCUCCCACCUGUGUAAGCUGUGACCCCCUCCAUCGGGGUCGCUGGUGCUGUUUGUAGCUUAUUUUUCUUUUCUCUGUAACCCUAUAGAUUGCCCGAUAUUCAGUAUAAUAAGGGAAACGUGAGUAGAUGCCGGCAGAAGGGGUCUCGCCCAUCGAGGACGUAAAACUCCGCUAGGAUCAUAGUGACCAGUAUAUGGCACCAUUUUAUUUAAUUUUUUUGGCUGUAUAAGGGGUUAAGGGGUGUGGCCAGACGGUCGCCAUAUUGUGACUUAUGGAUCAUCUCAUUGUAUAUAGUAUUCUACACGAUUUCACCAGCGUAACAAUAGUACGAAGCGCCGCGGGAAGUAAAUACAUUGCCAGUUCCACCAAUAAACCCUUAAAGGAGAACUCGUCGUACACCGCUCCCCAUAGCGAGUGCCCCGCCUUUACGUCAUGAUGUCAUUGUGGGUCAUUGGGCGUAAGUGCGGAAGCGGGAAGGUUCCUUUAACUGAAAUCUCAAGAUCCGAGAUAAAGAUCAGAGAUUUUGAUCGCUUCCGGUUAUUUUGGUGAGAUUGAUGUAAUGACUGUAGACUCUUCUGGCAGCUCACUAAUAUAAUAUAUCCUACUGCAAUGCAUUGUGGGACAUAAUCAGCCCCUCCCCCUGCUACCUAUGAAGACAAAGCUAGAGCCGUUAUAAUACGUGUAAUAAGUCAGCCACUGGAUGGUGCAUCUGCUCCCCCUGGUGGGUGAGGAGGAGAACUGCACUGACAUAUUGCUCUUAGGAGACCGUUAGUUGUCUUCCCCGUCCAGAUUUCAUCUGAGUUGAUGUCUCUAAUGUUUCCAGGAUUUUCUGUAGCUGUGAGGAUCUUCGUUGUGGUCUGAGGCUGUGAUCAUCUUUGCGUCCAAUGUCUCCACCGCCUUCUAAGUGCUUCCUCUUGCACCAUGCACCCGCCUGCUGAUUGCACUUCUUCCAGGCAUAUAGAUGUGUUUCUUGUGUUCCAACCUUCCUCGUAGCGGCCAAUCAGAUUGAAGCUUAUUUACACGUGGGGCAAGUUCAGAUAUCCCAUAGGAUGGUGGUAAGAAGCCCGGUGGCGUUUGCCGCAGUUGAGUUGGUGAAGGCUGCACAGUGCCAGGCAGCUGCUGAGAGAAGGUUCUUGUAGUGCAGGGAACAGCAACCUCCGGCCUCCAGCGCUGGUGAAACGUCAACUCCCAACAUGCUCCGUUCACUUCUAUGGGCGUUCUGACAACAGUCAAGCAAGUGUGCAUGCUGGGAGUGGUAGUUUCACCACAGCUGGAGUGCCGGAGGUUGCUGAUCCCUGUUCUCAUGUUUUCUGUUUGUGACGUCAUUUGGACGUCGUGGUGACAACAUUUAUAGGAUUUAUGUAAUUUGAGUUUAAAUGCCUAAAUAGAGCACUAAAAUAAAAUAACCACAAUUAUUAACAUCUUCACGACAUUCACCGUUCAGGUAUGGCGGAUGGCGGCACUUUAAAGAUGGCGCCUGCUCCAGAGCGUAUUGGGCACCAUAGCCACCGUCUUUCACACAGGAGAUGCCUGAGGCUAAUGUCUGCGAUCGGCUAUAACGCCGAUCACAGAUAUUCAACCCUUAGUGGUCAUUUGUGACCAUGGAGGUAGGGUUGCAGCGGGUAUCGAAUUAUCGAUACCGAAUCAAUACUUUUGUACAAGUAUCGAUUCGAUAACUGGAUUUGACUUUUACCGAUACUAGGCUGUGCAGUAGUGCUACUGCACAGCCUAGUAACAGAGAACAUGGCGCACGCUGCUCUCAGCGCGCUCCAUGUUCUCCUCAGCAGCACGGGGAGAAGGAGUCUCUUUGUCCUUCCGCCCUGUGCUGCUACUGCCAAUAAAAAGAAAGAGGGGCGGAGAAGGGGAGGGGCUGUGGCCACUGCGCCACCAAUGAUGAUAACUGACCAAUUAAUACAAAUUCCUGAGGCGAGUGUCGGCGGCAGAAUCACAUACCCGACACCCGGCCUUUAUGACAGGGCGCUGCAAUCC
Bufo bufo (common toad) is the source of this 4835-nucleotide messenger RNA. RefSeq names its product myogenesis regulating glycosidase (putative) (gene MYORG). The record is from RefSeq and is a predicted model, not a curated record. Lineage: Eukaryota; Metazoa; Chordata; Amphibia; Anura; Bufonidae. Bases 246 to 2270 code for a protein of 674 amino acids. Gene Ontology annotation, biological process: carbohydrate metabolic process; skeletal muscle fiber development. The transcript has 2 exons. Gene Ontology annotation, molecular function: hydrolase activity, hydrolyzing O-glycosyl compounds.